CCUACACUACGUCAUCGUUGUUUGUGUAAUUAUAUACCGAUCUCCUCCACUACGUAAUCACUGUUUGUGUUAUUGUAACAGAAAUGGCAUCGCUAUUCAUCGCCCAGGGGAACUGUAUGGCGAGGGAACGUUGGACAUUGUAAUGAACGAUGUGAACUGUUCAGGCAUAGAGAACAGUCUGAUAGACUGCCCCUUCGCAGGUUGGGGACAGAACGAUUGUAGCCACGACCAAGAUGCUGGUGUCAUCUGCACGAACGUUCGUAUUGUGAAUGGCUCGAUGCCGUUACAAGGAAGAGUUGAGGUAUACAAACACGGUGAAUGGGGGACGGUUUGUAAUGAUGCCUGGGAUGACCUCGAGGCUCGAGUAGUGUGCAGACAACUAGGCCAUGAAGAAGGAACUGCUGUUGAUAACCCUGGAUCAUACUACACUAGAGGUGUGCUAGAUAUAGGUAUGGAUGACCUAAACUGUUCAGGAGCUGAGGAUGCACUCACUGAUUGUCCAUAUGGAGGAUGGAAAAAACACAACUGUGGUCAUCAUGAGGAUGCUGGGGUCAUAUGUACAAACUAGACAAGGGACCAAUUUGGACUGAAGCUACACAGGCUGAACGACCGUGGAAAAUAUAUCUUAUCAAAAACCAAUAUUGAAAAGAGUACAGGAUAGAUAUAACAUAUUGAUCAAAUUAAGAUUGUUAUGAACAACAUGUGAUUCAUUGAAUUUGUUACAUGUUAACAUGUGCUCGUUAUGUUACCAAUACUCUAGUGGGAACAUGUUUGUUUAUUAUUUUAUUAUAAAUAUUUCCAUUAUGUCAUGAAUAAAUAUCUUACAUUAUCGGGAUCUGCUUGCUUUUGUUCAUCAAUUUAUCAUCAAUAUUUUAAUCGUAUAUUAUUAUAUACCCCACUUUACUGGAAACUACAUAUUUGUUUAUUAUUUUAAAUUCAUAAGUUUAACCGUGAUGCAUAUAUGCUUUAAACCCAUACUGCAAAGAAAACUAGUUGAUAUAAUCAUUGUAUCUUCUGUAAAGGUAGUCCAUUUUUUUGUUGUCUG
Pecten maximus is the source of this 1045-nucleotide messenger RNA. RefSeq names its product deleted in malignant brain tumors 1 protein-like. The record is from RefSeq and is a predicted model, not a curated record. Gene Ontology annotation, cellular component: membrane. The transcript is spliced from 3 exons. Lineage: Eukaryota; Metazoa; Mollusca; Bivalvia; Pectinida; Pectinidae. The coding region runs from base 143 to 568 and encodes 141 amino acids.